AUGGAGAAAUGUACUGAUAAAUCCCCCAUUGAUGAUGACUGGAAACGCACAAUUGAAUUUCUCCCGGAUAACUGUUUGGAGCACAUAUUUACUCAUGUCAAUCUCUACGAAGAUUUCAAUUCUGUUCUAAUGGUUUCUAAGCGUUGGAACCGUUUAGCUUUGGAUACCCUGCGAAGAAUGAAGCGUUUGUUUAGAGAAUGUACUGAUUUUUCGUGGCGUUUUAUUGAAAGCGACAGUCUUCUUUCUGAAAGAUGUUCACAUUCAGUAUGUUAUCAUCCUAAUGAAUAUGUAAUUUAUAUGUUUGGUGGAUGCAAUAAUACAUAUACUGCUUUUAAUGAUCUUUGGCUUUUUGAUUUAAAUACUCAUGAAUGGGAGCGUGUACUUAUUACUCGACAUCCAAUGCCUUCACCAAAAGCUUUAGCCACCAUGGUUUUGUAUAAUGAUAAUUUACUUUUAUUUGGAGGCUUUUCAAAAUCUUCAAUGAACCCAAUUCAUCAAACUAGUACAUUUUUUAAUGAACUUCAUUUGUAUGAUUCAAAAAAGAAUUGCUGGGAAGAGAUUGUUUCUGAAAACACUGCCCCACAUUUAGCCGGGCACACAGCCUCAAUUGUUGGAAAUUUUAUGCUCGUUUUUGGUGGUUCAAUGGGAUCUUCAUACAACAAUAAUGUUUAUGUUUUGGAUUUGUUGAGAAGAAUUUGGAAUAUGCCGUCAAUUCCUGGCCCUUGUCCACCUCCUCGUUAUGGGCAGUCACAAAUACUUUUGGACAACAAUCAUUUGAUAAUAAUUGGGGGUUGUGGGGGACCUAAUAUGAACUUUUCUGAUGUUUGGUUAUUAGAUUUUGAUCUGUAUGGAGAUUCUGAAUGGAAAUGGACUCAAUUGAAGGUUGAAAACCAAGAAUUAACACCCCCAUAUAUGUGGUGUCAUCGAGCUUGCAAAGUUGGAACUAACGCUGUAGUUGUUAGUAGACCAAUUAAAUCUACUUGUGCAAUGAGAGGAAGUGAACCUGAAAAAAGUGGAAUUCAUCGAAGACGAACUUCAUCCCAAUCAACAACUUCGUCAGCAGGCGGUGGUAGUGGUAGAUUAACUUCACCAGAUUCUCCGUCGGAUAAACGAGCGGUAGCAGCAGCCUUUUGUGCAAGUUCAGCCGAACAAUUACAUCAACAAGUGCAACGGAAACGAGGCAAUUCUCAACGAGAUAAAAAACCUAUUUUGUUGACAUCAAGAUCCCUGGAUGACCAGGAACAUAGACAAGCAAACGGAAUUCCGCCUUCCUCUUCUUUUGCCGAUCUUCAAGAUAAUGCAACCCCGCAAACGUCAAACGCUCAUAAUCCUCGUUACUUAAAUACACCGUCAACUAGAGGUUAUAAUGAAUUACAGAGAGCAUGCUCAAUUCCUACAAUAAUUGUGGGGGAAAUUCCAAAAUUGAUAGUUACGUCUACUACAGAACCUUCAACUUGUAGUCAAAGAAUUCCUACACCAAAUCAACGCAGCGUCAAGUCUGACAUUUGUCUUAACAAAUCUUCAAGUCAUCCAAAGAAAAUGGAAGUUGAUGAGAAUGAAAAAAAUAAUUCUGCACUAGACUCUUCUGAUAACAGCUCAAAACAAGAAAUUUCUGAGCAUGAGAUGGCUGUUCGAAAUUAUUAUAUUUCUCUUGUAAAAGAUGAACACAAUAGACUUUGCAUUGUAGAACCUUCUGAAAAUCUUGGGAAUAUGACUAGUAGGCUUGAAGAAUUUCUUAGUAACUGCAUCCCUUAUCUCACAAAACAAGAACGUUUAGAUAUUGUUGAAGAAUUUUUGGCCAACAAUGAUGAAAGCAAAAAAGAAGAAUCUAGCUCAAACCAAUCCAAAGGAUCAAUCCGUGACCUUCAAAAUCGUUCGAGAGCUUUGUCUGGAGAUAAUCCAUCCCCUUCGUCCAAAAAUGCAAAUUCUUCCGCGCAUUGUUCCACCUCUUUUGGACCUUUUUAUGGCCGACAAAUGUGUGUAUAUGUGUUGAGACUUCAAAAUAUUUUAACUGAACAAAAAGCCAGAUGGGAGCAACUGCCUAUUGAAGUGAACGCUCCAGAAGAUAGAUUACUUCAUUCACUAAUAUCCGGCCGUGGUGAACUUAUUCUUUUCGGUGGAAUGAACAGUGAUGGAAUUGGAAUGGACUGUUUAAAUGUUGGAAUGGAGCGAUACACGAUGAGUGCAGAAACUUAUAUCUUAAGACCGAGAUAUAACGAAAUGUAGAAUUUUUGAG
Meloidogyne enterolobii is the source of this 2236-nucleotide messenger RNA. Lineage: Eukaryota; Metazoa; Nematoda; Chromadorea; Rhabditida; Meloidogynidae. The record is from the annotation of a GenBank genome assembly.